UCUCAUCCUUUUCCCUCCCUCCACAGUUUUGCUCUCCCUCUCUCUCUCUCUCUCCCUCUAUUUCUCUGAGCGAUUCUCUCUCCUCACUAGUGUUGAACCAGUUGUUUCAUGCUGCACUGCUGUGUUUACUCAGUCCUGCGAGCCUCUGAUGGCAGAUUCAAGGAAACAAGAGCUGCUGACCAUCUCCAGUGUGCCUCUGGGAGAAUGUCCACCCUCACCUCCCCGCACUGCACCACCCACCAUGAAGUCGGCAGAGUUCUUCGACAUGCUGGAAAGGAUGCAGAUUCCCAAAACUGAGGAGACUAAGAAAUACAAGGAUGUACAUCCCUUACCCCCGGAUUGAGGAUAUCCUGGAGAAGGGUGGUCCCUACCCUCAGGUCAUUUUACCUCAGUUUGGUGGAUAUUGGAUUGAGGAUCCCGAGGCUGCGUUGGGGACGCCCACGUCUUCAGACAGCAGCUUCUGUGAGGAGGAAGAUGAUGGUCUGAGCCCUGGUGGAGAAGGAGGCUUCGGCUACAGGCUGGAGUGUAACAGCAUCUCACGGGCUUAUCGCAAACACUUUCUGGGCAAUGAGCACAUGAACUAUUACUGCACAGCCAGUAGUAUGGGACACCUCAUCAUGUCUCUGAAGUAUGAGGAGGCAGAUGGACAGGAGUCUCUCCGCAUCAUGCUCAGGUCAAAAACAAAGACCCUUCAUGAGCGAAUCCCACUUGAAGGCCUCCUCCAGCUACCAAGUGUACCACAGAUAGCCAAGCUGCUCUGCGAUGAUGUCACAGGUCUAAAGUUCAACCCCGUCCUCUACCCUAGGGCUUCACAACUGAUCGUCAGUUUUGAUGAGCACGAAGUGAACAACACUUUUAAGUUUGGAGUCAUCUAUCAGAAGUUUGGUCAGACAACAGAGGAAGAGCUGUUCGGGAACAAUGAGGAGACGCCAGCCUUUACUGAAUUCCUCAGUGUUUUAGGAGACAAUAUUGAACUGCAGGAUUUUAAAGGAUUCAGAGGCGGUCUGGAUGUGUCUCAUGGACAGACAGGAUCUGAGUCUGUAUAUACUACGUUCCGUCAGAGAGAAAUCAUGUUUCACGUUUCCACAAAACUCCCUUUUACAGACGGAGACAUUCAGCAGCUCCAGAGGAAGAGACAUAUUGGCAAUGACAUUGUCGCAGCCGUCUUCCAGGAAGAGCCCACACCUUUUGUACCUGAUAUGAUCGCAUCCAACUUCCUUCAUGCCUACGUGUUAGUGCAGGCGGAAAACCCUGGCACUGAUCACACCACGUACAAGGUGUCCGUCACAGCACGAGAGGAUGUCCCUCCGUUCGGCCCCCCUCUUCCAAACCCUUCCGUCUUUAAGAAGGGUCCUGAGUUCCGGGAAUUUCUCCUGACAAAAUUGAUCAACGCAGAAAAUGCAUGCUGCAAGUCAGACAAGUUCGCCAAGCUAGAGGAGAGGACACGCGCAGCACUGUUAGAUAACCUUCACGAUGAACUGCACAGACAGACACAGGCCACAGUAGGACUGGGCUCAACUACAGAUGAAGAAAAGCUAGAAAAUGGAGGUCAUGGAGGGCUGCUGGAGUCUUUUAAGAGGGCCAUGCGUGUGAGGAGCCACUCCAUGGAGACGAUGGUGACUCAUAAACACAAGAGUCCUGGAGUGACAGCAGGGGUCCCGUCCAGUGUCAGCGGUGGAGGACUCCAGCAGAACAGCGUGGAGUGCACCAAGAGCACCUUCACUCCUCCAGUGCUGUCUGCGAAAUCUCCAUUAAAGAGUCCAGUAAAGCGGCGCUCUGGUCUAUUCCCCAGACUGCACUCCAGCACGGAAAGUCCAACUGAGAAACAUCCUACUCGCAGUGACCAAAAAACAGAAGUGUUACCUCAGUCGCAGGAAGUGAGGUCCGAGACAUCAUCCAAUCCGAGUUCACCAGAGAUCUGCCCAAACAAAGAAAGGCCAUUUGUGAAGCUGAAAGAGUGUAGUGGCAGAGCUAAUAUCUCACGAUCCUCCUCCAGCACCAGCAGCUUCAGCAGCACAGCAGGGGAGGGAGACGGACUGGAGGAGCUAGAAAUGAGCAGUCACCCGUCCACGGCUUCAUCUGUAUACAGUCCAUCUCUCAGCGUGGAAAGCCAGAACUCCGGAACGCCGCUGAUCAUGUGCCGCAGUCCCACAGAUGGAAAGAACAAAACUUCACCGAGGUCAAACUUGAAAUUCCGCUUUGACAAAAUGAGCCACUCCACAGGUCAUUAGGUCAGACAGAAGCCACUGCAUGG
This is a messenger RNA of Cyprinus carpio (common carp), 2254 nucleotides long. Its product is annotated as rap1 GTPase-activating protein 2-like. Lineage: Eukaryota; Metazoa; Chordata; Actinopteri; Cypriniformes; Cyprinidae. The record is from RefSeq and is a predicted model, not a curated record. Gene Ontology annotation, biological process: activation of GTPase activity; regulation of small GTPase mediated signal transduction. Gene Ontology annotation, molecular function: GTPase activator activity. Gene Ontology annotation, cellular component: plasma membrane; cytoplasm.